AUGAUUUGGUAUGCCUUUUUGGAAUAUUUUCGUGGUCAAUUUUUUAGCAAUUUCCCAAUCAAACUUAAAUGGAAAAUAAUCCAAUUCCUAAAAAUAAAACAUAAACGUACAAAUAAUUGUACCGAAGAUAAUUUGAUUUUACAUGAAAAUACGGAUUACAUAAUAGUGAACAAGCCUUGCAAUAUAGCGUUAACCAACUAUGAUGACAAUUCAAAAUCCUUAGCUAAAGACUUGGCAAAAAUGAGGCCUGACUUGAUGGAUACUGAUUUGAGAUUUAAAAUAAGAUUCCCACAUAGAAUUGAUUAUGGUACUAGUGGUUUAUUAUGUGCUGCCAUAAAUAACAAAACAAGUGUAAAAUUAUCAGAACUCUUUCGCAAUCGUUUAGUCUCAAAAUUUUAUUUGGCAUUGGUUUAUGGGCAUUUAGACACCUCAAAAUUAAAAUCAGUAAAUAGUAUGGUUAAUCAAGAUCUCAUCAUAAAACCUCAUUGUAAAAUGCUCAGCAAAAAUUUUAAAAUUCAAGAUAUUGACCAACUUAAUGAUUGUCAAAGACUCAAUAAUCUUAUAAUUAACCAUAUCACAACUGUAGGUUGCAUACAUAAAAAUCAACUUAAAUCGAAAUUCAAAACAAAAUUUAGAUCUAAUAACCCUAAAUUUGCAUUAACAUUGAUUAAUCCACUUCAAUGGGGUUAUUACAAUAACUUCCCUUGUACAAAAGUUAUAUGCUCACCCAUGACAGGUAGGAGGCACCAAAUAAGGUUGCAUUGUAAGGAUUUGGGACAUUCCAUUGUUGGAGAUUAUACGUAUUACCAUUAUAAUAAUCAUGACAAUCUUGAGACAUCAAAUAACUUUUAUAAAUUUAGGAAAUAUAUGCUUGUUGAUACUUUAAUGCACAGGAUAAAUAAUUUAAAAAUUGAUCGGACAAUGUUACAUUCAUUUUAUUUAUCAAUGCCCAAUAUACACUAUGUUGAUAGACUUUCAAUCACUACAAAUCAUUCUGCAAUAUGUUCCCAAAAAAUUUCAGAAUUCAUUGGUAAGGACCCAUUUAUAUCUGCCAAUGACCCUUUAUGGAUUGUCCCUCAAAUAAAACAGAAUAUUGAAAUGCCAAACAUUAAGGAUAUCAUAAUAAACAUGCAAAAAAUUGCAGAGAAUAUUAUACUUAUAUAAAUAUAAUUCUAUUCUUGUAUAUUUACAAAAGCAAAUCAUUUUACUAAA
Messenger RNA from Gordionus sp. m RMFG-2023, 1212 nucleotides. Its product is annotated as RNA pseudouridylate synthase domain-containing protein 1-like. The record is from RefSeq and is a predicted model, not a curated record. Bases 1 to 1164 code for a protein of 387 amino acids. Lineage: Eukaryota; Metazoa; Nematomorpha; Gordioida; Chordodea; Parachordodidae. Gene Ontology annotation, molecular function: RNA binding; pseudouridine synthase activity. The transcript has 2 exons. Gene Ontology annotation, biological process: enzyme-directed rRNA pseudouridine synthesis.